GAACGUUCAGCCAUUAUUCCGACAUGGUGACUGCGGGAGGCUCCACUUGAUAAAUCCACACACGCGCGACGAAACCUGGACCCACGGAGCUCACCUCUGCGCUCAGGUGGUGUUUAUACCUCUCGCCUCCCGCGCGCGCGUCCUCUCCGGCGUCAUCUAAAGUCCCUGUCCUUGUGUGUUUAGUUCAUUUUUUGUUUGCUUGUUGCUGUUGGCGGUGCUGGUGCUCAGAUGACGGCACAGGUAGACUACCUGGUGGUGCUUUUCACCGCCACAUCUGGCGCGAGCGGAGACCUACUGGCAACGGACGAGAAGGAGCUCGUGCAGUUGGUUUGGCAGCUGGUGGAUGUAAAGAACAAAAAGUUGGGCAAGGUGAAUGAGCUCCUCAUUAGGCCUGACAUCUCAGACCUGACGCAGGAAAAAGAGGAGGAGGAUGUGGUGGAGGAGAGUGUUGAAGAGGAGAACGGAUCCGGAGCAGAUUGUGUCUCAACAUCCGUAAACUUUGAGGCGGCUCUGAACCUGUUUCAUCUCCAACUGACAAAUGAGGUGAACAGUGCAGGCGCAGGCACGUCAGUGUGUUUGUGUACAGACGGGCAGCUCCACAUCCGCCAAGUGAUUCACCCCGAGGCCGCGAGCAAGAACGUCCUGGUGCCAGACUGUUUCUACUCUUUUUUUGACCUUCGGAAAGAGUUCAAGAUGCAAUUCCCCGCGCCCGACCUCAAGGCUUUGAAUGUACACAUCAUGGCAGAGUCUCUUAGUAUCCCUGCUGAUGUGCCCCCCAUGUGGGACCCCUCAGCCACCCAAGAUCCAUCAGCCAUAUUGCCUGCAGAAGCAGCAGUACAGCAGGUCCAGAUUAUGGCCAGCGUUAUCCUUGCACUGCUUUCUGAGCCAUUCUGUCACACGUUUUCUAACUCGGAGAGAGUCAGUGAGAAGUUUGAGAGUGGAACUUGCAGUAAGAUGGAGAAAGUGUGCGACAACACAGUGAUCAGAGCCAGAGGGUUGCCAUGGCAGUCUUCUGAUCAGGAUAUUGCUCGAUUCUUCAGAGGACUCAACAUUGCCAAAGGAGGCGCUGCACUGUGUCUUAACGCUCAGGGGAGGAGGAACGGAGAAGCUCUUGUUCGUUUUGUCAGUGAAGAGCACAGAGACCUGGCACUGCAGAGACACAAACACCAUAUGGGCAACAGAUACAUAGAGGUUUACAAAGCAACAGGAGAGGACUUCCUCAAGAUAGCUGGAGGUACCUCCAAUGAGGUAGCAAUGUUCCUGUCCCGUGAGGACCAGAUCAUAGUGAGGAUGCGGGGUCUCCCUUUCACGGCCACACACGAGCAGGUGCUCGCCUUCUUCUCCCCCGAAGACGGCCUUAAAGAGACGUGUCCGGUCAGUGGAGGGAGGGACGGCAUCCUAUUUGUUCACUACCCGGACAGGCGUCCCACCGGCGAUGCCUUUGUUUUGUUUGCCUGUGAGGAACACGCCCAGUGUGCUCUGAGGAAACACAAGGAAAUCCUGGGGAGAAGAUACAUUGAGCUAUUUAAGAGCACAGCAGCAGAGGUCCAACAGGUGUUGAACCGGUACUCCUCGGCCCCUUUGAUCUCUGUGGCCCCUGCCCCCUUGGUGUCGGUGCUUCCUUCGGUGUCUCUUCUUCCUCCUCCUGGUGGUUUGAGGGACUGCCUGAGGCUGAGGGGGCUGCCUUACACAGCCAGCAUAGAGGACAUCCUCACCUUCCUGGGCGAGUUUACACACGAUAUCAGACCACAUGGCGUGCACAUGGUCCUCAACCAGCAGGGCCGUCCGUCGGGUGACUGCUUCAUCCAGAUGACCUCAGCAGAGCGAGCACUUCAGGCCUCACAGCGGCUCCACAAGCAUGUGAUGUCCAGCCAGCGUGGGGCGAACAGCCGCUACGUAGAGGUGUUCCCCUGCAGCGCUGAGGAGAUGGGCCUUGUGCUGAUGGGAGGCUCGCUCUCACACACACAUACACACACACACACCCGGAGCAGGAGUGGGACAGGGCUCAGCCCGCCGCCAUGUAAGUCCAGACGUUUAUCUCCUCCAUCGUACUCCUUCACUCCUGCACCUGCCGUCUUCCCGUCAGAGGCCGCUGCUGCCCUCUACCCUCCCAUUGGUCAGGUGCUGCUGACCCCUCGCCACCUGCCGCCAGGACACGCCUACUACCCAAGCGCAGCUCAGCUGUACAUGAAUUACACAGCCUACUACCCAAGUCCACCUGGCUCACCUACCACCGUAGGUUUCUUCCCCUCCCACUCCUCCCUAUCCUCCCCAGGGGGGUUGGUGCGUAUGCCAGGUUUGACAUACAGCAGCAAUGGAGUCAAAGACCUCAUUAGUGCAAUGCAGGGAUACCAGUACGCCCCCGAGGAUGCUCUCGUGCACGCCCAUGGGCCCAUGCAUGCUCACGACCCGGCCAGGACAAUGCUUACGCAGCCCAAAGAAUGGAGUCCCUUGGAGUCCGUUUCUCUCCUGAACAGCAGUCUGAUUGGUCAGUCCAAUGGAGGUGAUGCUCCUCUCAUGUCCCUCCCCGCUCUCAUGACCAAGCCGGCGGGACAGUACCUGGACCUGACUCUGCUGUAGGGUCACACAUACACAAAGGUCCCGUGACAGUGACCUGUAAUGUAUUGUUCGGUUGUUUUUUUUAAAUAGUCUUUUAGAUGUGUUAUUUAUAUCUUUAAGAACAGAAAUUAAUGUAUUUUAUACCAAAAUCAUUGUGGCCUUAGCCAAAAAAAUUGCGUGUUUUGUUUAUAUUGCACAGUGUGUAUUUUAAAAGCUUUAUAGAGAUUUUUUAAAACAUGUUAUAUUAUAAUCGCUAUGAUGUAUUUGCUAGCCAAACUGGAGAAGCCACUGAGCUAAAUCUUUUCUUGAGCUUUUCUGUGAAGAGUGAAAGUGUAUGUGUGAGUGUGAAAAUGAUGAGGAUGAGUUUUAUGCAUGGCUGUGUCGAUAUGUUUUAAUACUCAAUCCGUUUAUGCAAUGCAUUUUAUGUUUAUAUACAUUUGAUACAGUACAUAGUGAUUGUAUUGGAAGCUUUAGUGCAUGAAGAAGUAAGUAAGUAGUGAAUCUGAGAUGUUUACAUUAUGCCAAAUAUCAAUGCACUGCUAAUCAAUAAGACUAUUAAUGACUAUAAUAGCAGUGUCUUUGAAUGACAAUAUGUUACACUGUGAGUUUGUCAAAUAGUCCGAUCAUUGCGUCACACUUCACUUACAAAAAAUGUGACAUCUCACACAUCCCCUGUGCACCGCAUGUGGGUCAGUUUCCAUGUCGUGUAAUGCCAAUGUUGUCUUGCCUUUUGUGUUUGGAUUCCCCCCUGAAUAGAGGACAACCCCGGUUCUAGUAACAUAGCCACAGGGUUGCAUUCUUCAAGAAUAUUUCUGUCACAAGUUCUCACCUUACUGAGUUAAUAUCAGGAGCCAGAGUUGGUUUCUGGCAGAUUUUAUUACAUAUUUCACUCAGAUAGGACCACAAAGAUCCAGCAGUCCAUCACACCUUCCUUGGCUUCUUUCCACCAUCUUCACUGAUGUUGGGGAACGCGAUUGAAUAAACGGAUUCUUUUGCCAAAUCCCUCUUGCCAUUUUAAUUUUCAACAAACUCUGUAGCAGACUAGAUAGAAAGUUGAGAGGGAAAGGAAAUUUAAUUGCCAUAUUUUCCCUCAAAAAUUUGCAGUUUGGGCUCCAUUUUGCUGUACGCACAUUCUACAGUUUGAUUCCAAACUCCUGCUCAGGAUGUCCUACUGUGUUAUUUCCAUGCUGAAAAUAACAAAACAAUAAACAUAACAUGAAGUCU
Molecule: messenger RNA, 3783 nt
Organism: Scophthalmus maximus (turbot)
Lineage: Eukaryota; Metazoa; Chordata; Actinopteri; Pleuronectiformes; Scophthalmidae
Gene: esrp1
Product: epithelial splicing regulatory protein 1
Exons: 16
Coding region: 229-2580 (783 amino acids)
Cellular component (GO): ribonucleoprotein complex
Molecular function (GO): RNA binding
Source: RefSeq, a predicted model, not a curated record